CAAUGUCGGUAAUUUUAGUGAGAAAUGUAAAGCUGCACCGCUUUUUAUCAGCGGUUUUACCGCGGGUGAGCAACAUUGCCUUCUACGUUGCUUUGUUUCUAGUACCUUUUUUACCAUUUCUGAGUGAGAAGGCUGAGGUUAUAGAGCAAUCGUAUUUACAUGGUUAUACUCCUGAUUCUAUGACCACUGCUGGGCGUUAUUUUAUGUUAGACACUUUAUCUACGUUAUCUGCAUCUUGUUUGGAACCUUCUAUGCGUGAGAAUGUUGAGACAAAGGACCUUCCACCAUUUUCUCACUGGUAUUCAGAUCUUCCUGUCAAUGCCCCUCCUAUCUAUCGCACUGUCAGUGAUAUAGUUAACUCUGGUAUACCGCGGGCGGAAUUACUCUACAAUGAUUUUAGAUACGUUUUCGGGAGUGGCAUUGGAGUGACUGGCAGCUCAUUAUUAAUUCGUUUGAAAUGCGCGCGAUGCUCCACUAGGGGUGCCUCUUUAGUCGUUGUCAAUGUUGACUCCGGUUCUAAAAGUGCAUUUUCAGUUGAUGACUAUGGUAACAUAAUACCAAAUGCGUCCCUGGAAUCCAAAUGCAGUUCGUCCAUUAUAGGCCUUGCAGUGGCCUUGUCGGCACUGAGAAGCUUUUCAUUUUUAGAGACUCAGCAGCAGGACACGCUAGUACUUAUUACUGAACGUAACUUGCCAUAUUCAGCUGGUACACGCCAGUUUCUCGAUGAUUACUUUGGUAAUCCUGGAUUCCCAUAUCACAGUGGCUGGCUUCAUCAGGCCAUGGCACUGGAUCUUGGUUAUGGCCGGUGUGGUAGUUACGAGUUGAAUUACGAGGGCAUUGAUGGCUACACACCUAAUUUAGACGUUAUCACGGCAUUCCUGUCUACGGCGGAAUUCCUUGAGUUCGAUGCAUCGCCCACAGGGAUGCUGACUAGGAUAGGAAGGAUGUCUGUAAAUUCCAAGCCACACCUUCCACACGUUGCGAUGUUACUGCGUAACAUUUCAUCAUUCACGUUAACCUGCGCCAGGCCCGCUGGUCCCAGGGAAGAUGGCAAUAUAGAGAAGCUGCUAAGUGCAGUACUGAUUACCAUGCGGUUGCAGAACAAUCUGGAUACUGUAUUGGAGCGCAAUGCGAAUUACUAUCAGUUGACAUCUCGUGAAACAUACGUCCCAGCUUCUGUCUAUUUCCUGAUAAUACCUGCACUUCUGCUUGGUCCUACCACUGAGGUACUAUACUCGAGCUAUUUAUGGGACUUUCAUACACUGAUAGCGGCUAUUUCGUUGUUUAUUUUGAACGCAGGUAUGGGGUCUUGGCUGUUUUACCAUCGGUUGGUUCUGGCUGGAAAUAUACCCUUUGGCACUGAGAAAUCAGCGGGUGUAUUACAGGUACGCAUAGCGCUUGUAGUACUCUGUGCUUCAUGUUUAUUCACGCUAGUGUUUAACGUAUAUAUGGUACGUUUAUUACCUUGGCGCUUCUCCUCGAGAGAUUACAAUGGAAGCUCUGUAUUGAUUCGCCAGGAGUUAUUGCGAAAAUUGGGAUACCCUGACAAUCGAUCCACGAUAUUAUCUCGUUUGUUUGAGAAGUUAAAUGUCUAUUAUAUGGCGGUUGUUAAUGUAGUCAAUAGCGCUUCGACGCGCAUUGCUCCUACUACGUCUAUCAAGGCGCUGAUUAAAAGCGGAAAACGACGCUUAUUGAUGAAAAUCUAUUCCUUAAAGAGAAAAUUGAGAUUUUCGCGUUCCGGGCACUCUCCAUCUUCCGAGCCGCCUAUAUCGGAUACUCAGCGUGCUGAGGUACUACACAAUGACGAUCAGCAAUCAGCAAUUGAUUUAAAGAAAGAAUCGCAACGCCAACUGGAUGCCAUGGGUGGUACCAAUUUGGUUUGUCCUACUAGCACUGGACUUCCACCACCUGUCUAUAUUCUGGGACUGGGUACAUUAUUCUUCUGUUCAGUAUUCCUGUACUGUUUAAUGGUUUUCCACUGGCCAUUGGCAAUAGUUUUGUUGUUACUAUUUAUUCCGUACUUACGCCGGGUACGCGUUUGUACUAACACACUUCACAGGUGCUGUGUAGACUUUAUCGUCUGUGGGAUAUACAUCCUCUUUAUUCUUCUGCUUGGCACAAGUCGCAACUUGCUGACUCCGGACAACAAGCGUGUUCUCGAUGCUGCUUUGGCGAAUGGGCCACUCAGCUCACUGCACUUCAUUGUGUAUCCUUUGUAUAACCUCUUUAUCUACUUACGGGGCUUUUCUAUCGCAGACCUUAUAGACACUUUAAGAAGUCCUUUUAUUUCGUUGAAGAUUCUUGAGCUCGCUCGGCAGCACGUGCUUCUGGGCUCGAGCACGCUCCCACUGGUGUGUCUUUGUGCAGUGCCUGUGGUAAUUCACCUCAGUUUGAUUUACACCUUUGAACUCCUAGACACAUACCUACAAAUACCAUAGUUUG
Molecule: messenger RNA, 2442 nt
Organism: Babesia bovis T2Bo
Lineage: Eukaryota; Apicomplexa; Aconoidasida; Piroplasmida; Babesiidae
Exons: 4
Coding region: 3-2438 (811 amino acids)
Biological process (GO): attachment of GPI anchor to protein
Cellular component (GO): membrane; GPI-anchor transamidase complex
Source: RefSeq, a predicted model, not a curated record